Selaginella moellendorffii is the source of this 1542-nucleotide messenger RNA. RefSeq names its product eukaryotic initiation factor 4A-6. Bases 93 to 1331 code for a protein of 412 amino acids. Gene Ontology annotation, molecular function: ATP binding; translation initiation factor activity; RNA helicase activity. NCBI's taxonomy places the organism in Eukaryota, Viridiplantae, Streptophyta, Lycopodiopsida, Selaginellales, Selaginellaceae. Gene Ontology annotation, biological process: cytoplasmic translational initiation. The transcript has 4 exons. Gene Ontology annotation, cellular component: cytoplasmic stress granule. The record is from RefSeq and is a predicted model, not a curated record.
AGGGUUGUGCCCUAGUUUCGUUGGCUAGGGUUUUAGGAAACUCGCAGAUCAGGGUUUUCUCUCUUUGUUCUUGGAAAUUACAUCGCGCAGUCAUGGCAGGGAUGGCACCGGAGGGCUCGCAAUUCGAUCCGCGUCAGUUCGAUCAGAAAAUGGAAUUCGCCCUCGAGACCGGCGAGGAGGCCCUCUCGACCUGGGAGGAGGUUAACGAGACAUUCGAUUCGAUGGGUCUCCACGAGAAUCUCCUGCGAGGGAUCUAUGCCUACGGUUUUGAGAAGCCAUCGGCGAUCCAGCAGCGAGGAAUCGUCCCGUUUUGCCGGGGCCUCGACGUGAUCCAGCAAGCCCAGUCGGGGACCGGCAAGACGGCUACGUUUUGCUCGGGCAUUCUCCAGCAGCUUGACGGACACCUGAACGAGUGCCAGGCGCUCGUCCUCGCUCCGACCCGCGAGCUCGCCCAGCAGAUCGAGAAGGUGAUGCGAGCGCUCGGGGACUACUUGCAAACCAAAGUUCACGCUUGCGUCGGCGGCACGGACGUCCGCCAGGACCAGAGGAUCUGCCAGUCGGGUGUUCACGUCGUGGUUGGAACUCCUGGCCGCGUCUACGAUAUGCUCCGCCGCCGGGCCCUCCGCUCCGAGCACAUCAGGAUGUUCGUCCUGGACGAGGCGGACGAGAUGCUCUCCCGUGGAUUCAAAGACCAAAUCUAUGAUAUCUUCCAGCUCCUGCCCGCCAAGGUCCAGGUGGGCCUCUUCUCCGCCACCAUGCCGCCCGAGGCGCUGGAGAUCACCCGCAAGUUCAUGAGCAAGCCGGUCCGGAUCCUCGUCAAGCGCGACGAGCUGACGCUGGAGGGUAUCAAGCAGUUCUACGUGAACGUGGAGCGCGAGGACUGGAAACUGGACACGCUGUGCGACCUGUACGAGACGCUGGCCAUCACGCAGAGCGUCAUCUUUUGCAACACCCGCCGCAAGGUGGACUGGCUCACGGACAAGCUGCGGAGCCGCGACCACACGGUGUCGGCGACGCACGGCGACAUGGAUCAAAACACCCGCGACAUCAUCAUGCGCGAGUUCCGGUCGGGAUCGUCGCGAGUUCUCAUCACCACCGACUUGCUCGCGCGCGGGAUCGACGUCCAGCAGGUGUCGCUGGUGAUCAACUUUGAUCUUCCCACGCAGCCGGAGAACUACCUGCAUCGAAUCGGGCGCAGCGGUCGGUUUGGGCGCAAGGGAGUGGCGAUCAACUUCUUGACCAAGGACGACGAGAAGAUGCUCUUCGACAUCCAGAAGUUCUACAACACCGUCAUCGAGGAACUGCCGAGCAACGUUGCGGACCUCAUCUGAGCAGCGACUUCUUGGAGCGUGAGUUUUUACUUUGUUCGUCUAUUUCUUCUUUUUUGUUUCGGCUGCUGUGCGGAAGUUUUGUUUCCGCUGCCUCUCUUUUCGUUUUUGUACUUUUAGUUCGGGAAAGGAAUCAUCAAUUCACUUGAAAAAAAAGUGUGCUCAAAAGUAUUUUAAUGAUAAGAUUUUGAAUAAAAGAGAAUAAGUUGUUAUA